UCAAUGACUUUCGGUUCGUACUGAAACUGCCAAAAUCUCCUCGUCGGUUCGUAUUGAGAAAGCUCCUCGUCUGGCGGUCGUCUGUGGAAUUCGUACAACUACAGGUCUGGUAACUAAAACAAAAAAAAAGAAACGUGCAAUCCUAACAAUUUAUGCCUUCGUCAAAUAUCUAAGAUCUACUUCGUCCAUAACCAGAUGUACUAAAAUCCUUUUCAUCCACUUACUGCAGGAGGAGGAAAAAACGCAAUCGCGAACUAUCUACCCAUCAUGUAAUUUGCACACACGCGGAUUAUCUUGCAACUACAUAUGCAUGCUUUUAUUCGUUUUGACGUCAACUACAUGUAGAUGUAAGUAAGUACAACUAUGAGAGCUGCUUCACAACUUUCACGUCUGGCGUUGGGCGCACGACAGUUCGAUCACCCGUAGCUCUCACCGGCAACAUCAAAAGCCACGGGUCGUCGUAGCGAGGCGGGCAGUCCCAGGAGCGACGGGUCGUCGUUGUAGCGAGGCCACGGGGCGUCCUCCCGGCGCUUCGAAUCGUCCAACAUAUUGCAGUAGCUGGAAGUAUGUUUGGAAGUAGCCUCAAGAUUUCAACCGAAGAAUUCGACAUUGUUCCAUUUAUUUAGCGUGUCUCCUGCUACUCUUCUUUUUUUGCACAUUCACACUACAAGAAACAAGAAUAACAUUUUGAAAACGAAAUAAACCAUGGCCGCGCGCCGGACCUCCAACCAGUUGUACGGUGCCGCCGACGCGGCGGCCCGGGAUGGCAACGACAAUAUUUUCGUCGGCGGAGGUGCUGAUGAUAACAUCUAUGGCACCCACAUGAUCACGGAAAACAUGGACGAGGCCGUGCGAAAAAGCUUUGCCCGCAAGGUGUUGGGCAUUGUCACCGUCAUGUUCACCCUGGUUGCGGGCAUUGUGUUCACCGUGAAAUACGUCGGGUACUCCAAGGUGAAAGGCGUUCCUUUCGCCGCCGCCGUGGCGGGAGACUCGGAUGGAGCCAAAAACCAAGAACUUCUGCACCAUAUCAGUGGCAUGUUCAUGACGGAGCUAAAUACAAGUGGUAUUAAAGUCGUAAGUACUUGUAGAGUUGUUGUAAAUUAUCUAGUACGUACCAACUCUUGUUCUUACACAAAAGCAGAUGGUGAUCCACUUACAAUUAUUCAAGGCUCGAUGAAAAAAUCCAUGCUUCUUUUCUAGUCGAAUCUGAAGCCUGAUUCUUGUGCAACUACGUUCUAGAAGUGUAUCGCUCUACUCAAAAAUAGACAUGUUGCGCAACCAAAAAAAAAAAACAGAGAAAAACGCGGACGGUGAAUUCACGCAAUUUCCGUCCUCUGACUACGUUGAGGAGGUUGCCGCUUCCCUUGCCACGCUCGUGAUGGUGUCCGCGAUCCUCGCCGGCGUUGGGUUUCUCAUCGGGCUUCCCACCUACUGCGCGGUGAUGUGUUAUGAAAGCCUCAGAAUGGAAAUCCUCAAAGUGGAAAUAAUUUGUGAUGCAUGAAAUGCAAGGCAGAAAAGAGCGUAUUGCAGAGGACACAAUGGAGACCGACUAUUGUCCUGCUAGGGGUUCAUAAUUGGGCUGCUGAUUAGCACGAGAGAAGGGCACCCCUUUGCCUGUCUAGCAUGACAGACAUGCUUUGAGUGCCCGGAAAAUUUGUCAUGCGCCGACUAGAAAUGGCACUUCAACUGGAUUCGUUUUUUUGCAUUACAAAUUAUUUCCACUUUGAGGAUUUCCAACCUGAGGCUCUCAUAUGUGUGGUUGCUGCGGCGAGGCGCCCCGGAAAUUCCCCUGCAGUUACAUUCUCUGCUAUCCUGUGCAAAAGUAUCGUACUCGUACAAAUGCUAAUGCAAGCCUUGCAUUACAAAUCUUGUUUCCAAGGCAAAUCUGCAUUACAAAUCUUCUUUCUCAUGCUGAGGAAAUUUGUAAUGCAUUUAUACGAGUACGAUACUUUUGCAGUUCAUAUCUGUGCCGUCAUCGCGAUCUCUAUCAAAUGCAAACGUGUCUGGGUUCGGAAGAGUGCUGAUUUUUGUCAUGCUGUUUUUGCAUGACACAGAAGGUGAAGGUCUGUCAUGGAAGCCCUUGCGUCACAGAUCUCGAGAUUCUUUCGCAUUGCCUAAUUCGCAUGACAAAUUGGUGACAGGGAAUGGGCCUCUUUUGCUGGUGCCUCUGCAUGAGAGAUUUGUGUGUGUUGUGAAAUGCGCAUCACAAGUUCGCAUCCUUCCCGACCCAGACAUAUUUGCAACGCAUAAUCUCCUUCGGGCUGCAGCUCCAGCUGACCUGCUUUUUCGAGGCGACGUCGGUAAUUUUCAUCGCGUUGGCCAUCACGGUGGGCAUGGUGCUGAUACUCUACCUCAUGUCCUUCUGCUGUCUGGACUUCACGGGCUGCGGCAUGUGGUUCUUCGGGCUCUCUAUCGCGCUGCUCCUGGUCUCCAUGUUCUCGAUGCUCAUCUGCGUCUGCUUAUCCGGUGGCGGCGGAAAGCAGUAUGAUAUUCAUUUAUUUCAUCCGAUGUCUUUAUUUUAUGAUCGACAUAUCCUUUCGAAUUCGUGUUCGAUAGCGUAUAUCGAAUCGACUGAAUAAUACAGCUAUAAUCUUUAUCUUCUAGGUUGUGGCUACAUCGAUCUUCUGGCUCAUGACCCAGGCGCCCACUUGUACUACUAUACUCGCUCGCUUUGCAUAUGAUCAAACUGACACUGAACAACAAAAACGAAUGCAUCAAACAUAAACAUUAACAGUGUGACCGUUUUGGCUCUGGUUUUGAACGGGCUGUGCGCCUUGCUGACCUGUGCGUACAUUAUCUACGCGUUUCAGCUCAUCAUUGGCGGGAAAAACCGGGCCCACGAGUUCUCGACCGACGACUACGCGAUCGCGUCCAUGUUUCUCUUCGUUGAGAUUUACAACCUGUUUCUGACGAUCUUGCGGUUCGUCGGCGCUAUGAACCGAUGAAGAGGUGGAUCCUGCUGUGCUCGACGUCCCAAGAACAGGACGAUAAUUAGUAGCACGAGGAGGAAAACAAGAACGAGGACAAGGUGACAAGGACACCGUAUCGGGUUCGUUUUGAGAGCAGCAGCGGUUUCUACUCCAUCGACAUGGAAGUGGAUCAUCCUGGUAAUUGGAAGCAUAAUUGGAAUUCUCAUUUUUCCAUCCUUAUUUCCGGUACCAGUAGAACAAGAAUCACGCCGAAGAAUUUCGUUUUUCAUCAUAUACAUCGAGAAGCUGCGAGUAAGUUUUCAGCUAAGUAGGUACUUACGGUACAUACAUGUUCAUGUUGUGAUUUUCAUUUUUGUGUGCAAUCAAUUACUACUAAGAAGUAGUUUAGAUUUAGAAGAGCAGAGUAGGCGGGCACGACCAGCCGGCUCACAGUUCUUGUGCUGCUGACCGGUCUACUAGUGCAGUUCAUUGCGUUUAUUCCAGAGGACAUUAUUUCUUGUAGUUCAUACAUAGAGAUGAGUUUGCUCAUCUUGUUUUCAUUGCGUUUUUCUUUAUUUCGUUGGCGAAUUCAAUUUCAGUACCUGUACAACAAGAUACUUACAAACGAUACCUACAGGAGAAACUCGCACUAAACGCUGUAGCACUUUUGGAACACAUGAAUGAUUUUCAUCUGCUUUGUGGUUCGUCCUCCAGCACGGGAAAGACGAAAGAAAAACACAGAGGGUGGUUUUGCCCACGAAGUGCAGCAGGUGAGCCACUUCUUUUGUGCCGACGUCUCAGAGGUAGUUGCGCACUGUUGAGGGUUCUUACCAUGUACAGAGUUCAUGUCCUACUUGCUAAGUACCUCAUCCCCUGCCCUACUACGCAGGAGUUCGUUCCG
Messenger RNA from Amoebophrya sp. A120, 3810 nucleotides. The record is from the annotation of a GenBank genome assembly. NCBI's taxonomy places the organism in Eukaryota, Dinophyceae, Syndiniales, Amoebophryaceae.